AUGAAUAAUCCUGAUGUUAAGUAUGAAGUCAACGAUAAUAAGUUGAAAUUCUUCAAUUAUCAUGAAUACUUGACUAAGGAUUAUAAGCCUUUGGAACCCACAGAUGUAGAAAAGCUGGUAGUUAUCACCCACUUUAUGAAUAAUCAUGUAAGUAAGGAUUCCUUAGCUUUUAAAACAACAAGAAUAAUCAGGAUACCACGUACGUUCGAAACUCAAUACCCUGACUUAGUUCCACAAUUUUCUACUAUCAUACCAGGAGAAGAACCAGCGGCAAUUCAAACUCCUGAUCAAACCAAUUUCCAACCUGUGGGGGAAUGCAAUGAUCAGAAGUAUGGCGAUACAUCAAUGACUCCAUUAUUGAACUACAUAGAUCGGGAAUCUUUGAAAUCAAUCAUAGAGACGGUUAAUCAGUAUCUUGUUCGAGCUUAUCAUCCUUCAGGUAUAAAUGCUUUUGAAUCAAUGAUAGAUAUCUUUACAGGUACCUUAUACACGAAAAUUUUGACAAUUUUCACCGAUACUUAUAGUAAAAGGCAACUUAAAUCAAUGAAUGCAUACAUCAACACCGUCAAUGAAGAUUCAACAGUGAAAUUUUAUUCCCCUGUUACUACAGGAUUCACAUCAGUACGUAAUCAAGUUGGUUAA
Molecule: messenger RNA, 642 nt
Organism: Yamadazyma jaroonii
Lineage: Eukaryota; Fungi; Ascomycota; Pichiomycetes; Serinales; Debaryomycetaceae
Source: the annotation of a GenBank genome assembly